AUGUCGGGCGGUGCUAAAUCUUCAUCAGGAACGGCCCGUGAGCUUCUUUGCAGUCGUUGCUACAAGCGAGAGUCGUGCGUGCAAUGUUGCGGCACUCGCUACUGCCUCCGGCACUUCCACACCAGCAACCACUCAAGCGACCACCCGCAGAAAGCGAUCGUCAUGAACCGAAGAGCGCUUGACGACCAGCUCCCAGCUUUUCGCGAGAUGUGGAGGGAGGCGUUCCAAUCAGUCGCAAACGACGUGGGUCGACUGUCGCGAGACGUUAGCAAGAGGGUCGAGGAUGACCCCCUAGCCUCGAUCGGCAUGGCCCUGAAACCGGUACGAAACGGGAAGAAUCCGGAACGAAACGGCAAGAACCCGGAACACCGGUCGUUGGGGUCAGCUUCGUCGGCGACAAAACGGCGGCGGAAGGAGGAACUGGAGAAAGAGGUAGCGGCGGCGGCGGCAGUGGAUCCGUUCGCUCGACGAAGAACCCGACCAAAAAGCUACUGGGCCGUGGGACACGAGUUAGACGCCCCCGAAGAGGCCGAGGGGUCUGCGGCAGACGAGAGGGCCGCGGCAAUCGCCGCCGCCGCCCCCCGCGCGGGUGAGUACCAGUGCGAGUCGUGCGAAUCCGACAACACCAGCUUUGACAUCAUUGGCGGGGCGGCUGUCGGGACUCGGAAGGCGGAGACCUUCGGCAAGAAGGAUGCUCCCGAGCUGAUCCUCAGGGUGUUGUGUCACGCAUGCGGCAAUAACUGGCUCGAAGAGCGAUAGUAGCAUCGAGGGCGUGACAUAUUGUAGCAUCGCAUUGUGUGUGUGUCUCU
This is a messenger RNA of Ectocarpus siliculosus, 809 nucleotides long. NCBI's taxonomy places the organism in Eukaryota, Phaeophyceae, Ectocarpales, Ectocarpaceae. The record is from the annotation of a GenBank genome assembly.